Molecule: messenger RNA, 189 nt
Organism: Notodromas monacha
Lineage: Eukaryota; Metazoa; Arthropoda; Ostracoda; Podocopida; Cyprididae
Source: the annotation of a GenBank genome assembly
AUGAUGAUUCCGCUUGAUCUGAUCAUCCAACACUGGAAACUUUUGAAAAAGUAUGUUCCCUGUGCCGUGGGUUUGCGGGAACCAGGCAACCAUCAUACUGCUCUGCUCGGGAUUCUCUGGAAGGCGUGUCCGUCAAGCAACAAUUCUCUUUUGUUUCGCGUUUAUCUUGAAAAUUGGUGUUGUAGUUGA